CCGCCUGCCAUUCCCCCAUUCCUGCAGCCACCCCACCCCUCCCCAGUGCCGUCACCCCUUCUCCGCCCCCGCCUCCGCCCCCGCCUUCUCCACGGCAAUCGCGGGAAUAAAUCAAGGAGGAAACCGAGAGGGAGCGAGAGCGCGAGCGCCGGCGGGCUUGCCCAGGUCUGUUUCCAAAGUCGUCCUUGAUGGCGGCGGCGGCGAGGCAGCCGCGGCGCCGAGCAGCCGAAGCGCGCUAGUGGGUCCGCCCGCCGCCGCCCCUUCCCCCCGCGCCGGGCUUCGCCCCUGCAGCCCCCGGCGCGAGCCCGCGUCCCGGUCCCGGCCCUGGGCGCGCCAGCCCUCAAACGUCCGCGGUCUGGGCUGACCGUGCUCCUUCUCCUCCUCCCGCGGUUUCCAGCACCGGUCCUUCCCCAAGCUGGGAAGGGAGGCGAGAUUGAUCUUCGAUCGCGAAGAUGGCUGCUGGCUGCCUGCUGGCCUUGACUCUGACACUUUUCCAAUCUUUGCUGAUCGGCCCCUCGUCUGAGGAGCCGUUCCCUUCGGCCGUCACCAUCAAGUCAUGGGUGGAUAAGAUGCAGGAAGACCUUGUCACCCUGGCAAAAACUGCAAGUGGAGUCAAUCAGCUUGUUGAUAUUUAUGAGAAAUACCAAGAUUUGUAUACUGUGGAACCAAAUAAUGCACGCCAGCUGGUGGAAAUUGCAGCCAGGGAUAUUGAGAAACUUCUGAGCAACAGAUCCAAAGCCCUGGUGCGCCUGGCUUUGGAAGCAGAGAAAGUUCAAGCAGCCCACCAGUGGAGGGAGGAUUUUGCAAGCAAUGAAGUUGUCUACUACAAUGCAAAGGAUGAUCUUGAUCCGGAAAAGAACGAUAGUGAGCCAGGCAGCCAGAGGAUAAAACCUGUUUUUAUCGAUGAUGCUAAUUUUGGGCGACAAAUAUCCUAUCAGCAUGCAGCAGUCCAUAUUCCCACUGACAUCUAUGAGGGCUCAACAAUUGUGUUAAAUGAACUCAACUGGACAAGUGCCUUAGAUGAAGUUUUCAAGAAAAAUCGGGAGGAAGAUCCUUCAUUGUUGUGGCAGGUGUUUGGCAGUGCCACAGGCCUGGCACGAUAUUAUCCAGCUUCUCCAUGGGUUGAUAACAGUAGAACUCCAAACAAGAUUGAUCUUUAUGAUGUACGCAGGAGACCAUGGUACAUCCAAGGAGCCGCAUCUCCUAAAGACAUGCUUAUUCUGGUUGACGUGAGUGGGAGUGUUAGUGGAUUGACACUUAAGCUCAUCCGAACAUCUGUCUCUGAAAUGUUGGAAACCCUCUCAGAUGAUGAUUUUGUGAACGUAGCUUCAUUUAACAGCAAUGCCCAGGAUGUAAGCUGUUUUCAGCACCUCGUCCAAGCAAAUGUAAGAAAUAAGAAAGUGCUGAAAGAUGCAGUGAAUAAUAUCACAGCGAAAGGAAUCACAGAUUAUAAGAAGGGCUUUAGUUUUGCUUUUGAACAGCUGCUUAAUUAUAAUGUGUCUAGAGCCAACUGCAAUAAGAUUAUCAUGUUGUUCACGGAUGGAGGAGAAGAGAGAGCUCAGGAGAUAUUUACCAAAUACAACAAAGACAAAAAAGUACGUGUAUUCACAUUUUCAGUUGGUCAACAUAAUUAUGACAGAGGACCUAUUCAGUGGAUGGCCUGUGAAAAUAAAGGUUAUUAUUAUGAAAUUCCUUCCAUUGGAGCAAUAAGAAUCAAUACUCAGGAAUAUUUGGAUGUUCUGGGAAGACCAAUGGUUUUAGCAGGAGACAAAGCUAAGCAAGUCCAGUGGACAAAUGUAUACCUGGAUGCACUGGAACUGGGACUUGUCAUUACUGGAACUCUUCCGGUCUUCAACAUAACCGGCCAAAACGAAAAUAAGACAAACUUAAAGAACCAGCUGAUUCUUGGUGUGAUGGGAGUUGAUGUGUCUUUGGAAGAUAUUAAAAGACUGACACCACGUUUUACACUGUGCCCCAAUGGCUAUUAUUUUGCAAUUGAUCCUAAUGGUUAUGUUUUAUUACAUCCAAAUCUUCAGCCAAAGGAGCCAGUAACUUUGGAUUUCCUUGAUGCAGAAUUAGAGAACGAUAUUAAAGUGGAGAUUCGAAAUAAAAUGAUAGAUGGAGAAAGCGGAGAAAAAACAUUCAGAACCCUGGUUAAAUCUCAAGAUGAGAGAUAUAUAGACAAAGGAAACAGGACGUAUACAUGGACCCCUGUCAAUGGCACAGAUUACAGUUUGGCCUUGGUAUUACCAACCUACAGUUUUUACUAUAUAAAAGCCAAAAUAGAAGAGACAAUAACUCAGGCCAGAUCAAAAAAGGGCAGAAUGAAGGAUUCAGAAACACUGAAGCCGGAUAAUUUUGAAGAAUCUGGCUAUACAUUCAUAGCACCAAGAGAUUACUGCAAUGAUCUUAAAAUAUCAGAUAAUAACACCGAAUUUCUUUUAAAUUUUAAUGAGCUUAUCGAUAGAAAAACUCCAAACAACCCAUCAUGCAAUACGGACUUGAUUAAUAGAGUCUUGCUGGAUGCAGGCUUUACAAAUGAACUUGUCCAAAAUUACUGGAGUAAGCAGAAAAACAUCAAGGGAGUGAAAGCACGGUUUGUUGUGACUGAUGGUGGGAUUACCAGAGUUUAUCCCAAAGAGGCUGGAGAAAAUUGGCAAGAAAACCCAGAAACAUAUGAGGACAGCUUUUAUAAAAGAAGUCUCGAUAACGAUAACUAUGUUUUCACUGCUCCGUACUUUAACAAAAGUGGACCUGGUGCUUAUGAAUCAGGCAUUAUGGUAAGCAAAGCUGUAGAAAUAUACAUCCAAGGAAAACUUCUUAAACCUGCAGUUGUUGGAAUUAAAAUUGAUGUAAAUUCCUGGAUAGAGAAUUUCACCAAAACAUCAAUCAGGGAUCCGUGUGCUGGUCCAGUUUGUGACUGUAAAAGAAACAGUGAUGUAAUGGAUUGUGUGAUUCUAGAUGACGGUGGGUUUCUUUUGAUGGCAAAUCAUGAUGAUUACACUAACCAGAUUGGAAGAUUUUUUGGAGAGAUUGAUCCAAGCUUGAUGAGACACCUGGUUAAUAUAUCAGUUUAUGCUUAUAAUAAAUCUUAUGAUUAUCAGUCAGUGUGUGAGCCUGGAGCUGCACCGAAACAAGGAGCAGGGCAUCGCUCAGCAUCCGUGCCAUCAAUAGCAGACAUAUUACACAUUGGCUGGUGGGCCACUGCUGCUGCCUGGUCUAUUCUACAGCAGUUUCUCUUGAGUUUGACCUUUCCACGACUUCUUGAGGCAGUUGAGAUGGAAGAUGACGACUUCACAGCCUCUCUGUCAAAGCAGAGCUGCAUUACCGAACAAACCCAGUAUUUCUUCGAUAACGAUAGUAAAUCAUUCAGCGGUGUAUUAGACUGUGGAAACUGUUCCAGAAUCUUCCACGUAGAAAAACUUAUGAACACCAACUUAAUAUUCAUAAUGGUUGAGAGCAAAGGGACUUGUCCCUGUGACACGCGAUUGCUCAUACAAGCAGAGCAGACUUCUGAUGGUCCAGAUCCUUGUGAUAUGGUGAAGCAACCCAGAUACCGAAAAGGACCUGAUGUCUGCUUUGAUAACAAUGCCUUGGAGGAUUAUACCGACUGCGGGGGUGUUUCUGGGUUAAGUCCCUCCCUGUGGUCCAUCAUCGGAAUCCAGUGUGUACUACUUUGGCUUUUAUCUGGCAGCAGACACUACCAGUUAUGACCUUCUAAAACCGAAUCUGCAUAUUAAACUCCAGACCCUGCCAAAACAUGAGCCCUCCAUUGCAUUAAAAGAGGGUCAACUGUGGAAUCAGCAGACCACUAGCUCGGCCCAUCCCAUGGCAUCACUCUAAGACACAGACUCUUAAGGCACCCACUGGCUGCAUGUCAGGGUGUCAGAUCCUUAAGUGUGAACGCUGCAUCAUCUAUAUAUAACAUCAAAGCAAAAUUCUAUACAUGCUCUCUAUUGGAAAAUUUGAGAAUUUGUUGUUGCAUUGUUGGUGGUUACAUGUAAAAGGGCUCCCCACACAGUUGUUUAUGAAUCAUACAAAUUAUCUUGAUUUUGACCUGGAAUUUUGACUUGCUGCAAUCCUUGUCCUUUUACCAAGAAAAUCUCUAGGGGAAAAGAAAGAGUUAUUUUUUCCUUCACUUGUUCUU
Eubalaena glacialis (North Atlantic right whale) is the source of this 4147-nucleotide messenger RNA. RefSeq names its product calcium voltage-gated channel auxiliary subunit alpha2delta 1 (gene CACNA2D1). The record is from RefSeq and is a predicted model, not a curated record. Lineage: Eukaryota; Metazoa; Chordata; Mammalia; Artiodactyla; Balaenidae. Gene Ontology annotation, cellular component: L-type voltage-gated calcium channel complex. The transcript is spliced from 39 exons. Bases 453 to 3713 code for a protein of 1086 amino acids. Gene Ontology annotation, molecular function: voltage-gated calcium channel activity.